GGCAGGGCAGCCCCGACCCGGGGGCGGGCGGUGCGGGGCGUCCUGCCCGCAGCGGGGUGUGCGCCUCUCCCUCGGGAGCUGGGAUGGAAGCCGAGUCCUUCGUCGGAAACAUCCUAUGAAGUCCUAGACCAGGCACUAAUGGAAGGCAUUUUGCAAACCUCCAUUCAGGUGUACCAGGAAAGUGGGCAAUGGAUGUCACAGUUACCAGAGAAGCUCUGGGAUAUUCCUCUCUAUAACUUAGCUCUUCCAGGGAGUCAUGACACUAUGACCUACUGCUUGGACAGAAGUUCUGGUGUCAGUAGCAAUGAAUCCAAGGUGGUGAAGUUCUUAAGCAAAUGUAUGCCCUGUAUUGUGCACCCCAUUAUUAUGAAGUGGUCUACAACACAGGUACUGACUGUGACAGAGCAACUUGAGGCUGGAGUUAGGUAUCUGGAUUUCAGGGUUGCCCACAAGGCUAACGAUCGAUCUAUGAACUUGUACUUUGUGCAUAUGGUUUACACAACAGUUACUGUACAGGAUAUUCUGUGGGAAGUGUUAAGGUGGUUGGAAACUCAUCCUCAGGAAGUUGUUAUCUUAGCCUGCAGGAAUUUUGAUGGAUUAACCAAGAAACUUCAUCGUCAUCUUAUUGCCCGUAUAAAAGAGAUUUUCCGGCGUAAACUGUGUCCCAGAAACGUGGUGCCGACGCUGAGGACUCUGUGGCAGCACGGCCAUCAGGUGAUUGUUUCCUACGAGGAGGACCUGGAAGUGGAGAAGCACCGUGAGCUGUGGCCUGCCAUCCCGUACUGGUGGGGAAACAAAACCACCACUCGUGCUCUUAUCCAGUAUUUAGAGCGAAGGAAGAGGAUGGGCCGUCCAGAAAAAUUCUUCGUAGCGGGGAUUAACCUUACUGAAAAUUUAAGGUAUAUUCUUGUACACCCAUUUGGAUCAUUGAAGAAAAUGACACUCCAGAGUCUUCCAUGCUUGAAAAUCUGGAUAAAGCAGCAGUAUCCAGGACCAAAAAAAGAAUGUAUUAACAUCAUUGCUGGAGACUUUAUAGGAAACAAUGAUUUUGUGAAAGAUGUAAUAGAACUUAACACAAAAAUUAAUCCUCCAUUACACUGUCAUAGUAAAGGGGCUGGAGCAAACGGCAUUUCAUUGUCAGCUUCUUAAUCUGUGAAAAGCUGGAAAGGCUUUGUCUGCAUUUAAUGUGUCCUGGUUUAAACAUCCUGGAUCCCAUGAAGGUCCAGUUAAUUUAAACAUGGGUUCUUUUACAGACUCAGUAAGAAAAGUGCUCUCAACACCAUCAGGGUUUCAAGGCCUUUUCACAAAAAGAGCAGGCAGACCUUGCUGAAGUCUCUAGAGAAUUAUGGUAUAGACAUAAUUUACUUGGAGGUGCUUAGAUUCUGUAGCAGUUGGCAAUAUUGAAAAUUCCAACAACUUAAUCUUAUUUUGCAUAUGAGAAAGGAGAAAUAUGUCUGUAGCUGCAAUAGUAAUGUUGUGGUAAGCUUUUUAUCUUGUAACUGUAAAGAUACUCUGCACUUCUUGCAACUCCAAUUCUCAGUCUUUUAUAUCACCCUGAACUUGGUUUGUCUUGUUUUCAUAGUUGGUGUUAAAUAUACAAAGGGAACAAUUUAAAGUAUUUUUUGUGUGUCAAAGCUACUGUACUGACAAUCCUAUCUGACAUGAUUUUUAUAUAUACACCAAUGCAUCAUUAACACUGGAGCUCUAGAAGUGGCUGUGCAGUUGUUGUGUGCUGAUGAUCAGUUACGAACCCCUUUACCAAAAGGGUAGCCACAAAAUUCUUUACGAUUUGAAAGAGGUGUGUGUUAUUUGAACACUUUAACACUCAUGGCACUUGUGCAGUGAUAAAGAUACAAAAAGUAGGCCCCUCAACAGUUUUGUCUGUGAGAAUAUGUUUCAUUAGGUUUUGCCUUACGUUGAAAAUAAACAAAUAUAAAACGAAGUCCUUCUCUAAACUUGGACUGCUUUAGAAAUACAGAUUCUUGGUUUCGAUCAUGCUUGUUAGGGGUUUCACACCUAGUCUUUUAUUUAACUAUUUUAGUACCUCUGUAAUUAUUUUUCCUCUCAGUAAGCAGUUUGUGCUUAUGUAAAAACUCAGGACUUUAUGCUGUUUGCUGUUGCAUAUUAAUCCUGUAUUUCUAAUUUUAAAAAUAUGAACUGUGCAAUAACAGAUGAUUAUGAAGGUAAGAGAAAUGACAAGCAUUGGGACUAAAAAAAAAAACUGGCAUUGUAUGAAGUUCACUAUGCAGCUUCAGCAAUAUACCUCAAUUUUUAGAUGCACUUUAUAUGCAAAAGCUGAGUGUUCAAAUGUCUGGCAAGGUGUUAAUGCUUGCAGUAGGUGUCUGCAGAAGUUUGAAAUCAAGUGCUACUUGACAUCAAACUUGCACUAGACCUCUCAGCAGGAAAGGCUAGGAUGCUACCUCCUCAGGUGAUGAGCUCUUGCAAUUGCUGAAUAUGUAGGAGUGAAAACCCAAGCAUUCAAUUUAUGAAGAAGACUUUCUAAAUGUUUUUUUACAGUGCUUUGUAUCCUUGUUCUUUCCUGUGUGUACUUCAUACUGAUUUUUUUCUGCCUUAGGGCUUCAAGUGGCUUGUUACUCUGUCUAAUAAAACUUGAUGUCUCUAAUAUAGACUUAAA
Molecule: messenger RNA, 2635 nt
Organism: Apus apus (common swift)
Lineage: Eukaryota; Metazoa; Chordata; Aves; Apodiformes; Apodidae
Gene: PLCXD1
Product: phosphatidylinositol specific phospholipase C X domain containing 1
Exons: 7
Coding region: 139-1149 (336 amino acids)
Biological process (GO): lipid metabolic process
Molecular function (GO): phosphoric diester hydrolase activity
Source: RefSeq, a predicted model, not a curated record